Molecule: messenger RNA, 2512 nt
Organism: Myotis lucifugus (little brown bat)
Lineage: Eukaryota; Metazoa; Chordata; Mammalia; Chiroptera; Vespertilionidae
Gene: SLC13A2
Product: solute carrier family 13 member 2
Exons: 12
Coding region: 200-1966 (588 amino acids)
Biological process (GO): monoatomic anion transmembrane transport
Cellular component (GO): membrane
Molecular function (GO): transmembrane transporter activity
Source: RefSeq, a predicted model, not a curated record
CUUUAUACCUCCUGCAAGUCCCUCCUCCUUACUCUCACCCCCGGACUCCAAAAACACUCUGAUUGCCAGGGUGGGUCAAUGGUUAACACUCCACGGGCUUUAUAUAAGCCUGCCCCAGCCGGCUACCUGCUCAGUCAGUCCUUCAGUUGCCUGGAUUCCAGAGAGACGGUGGCUCCAGCAGCAGUCCAGGGUCCACACCAUGGCCACCUGCUGGCAGGGCCUGUGGGCCUAUCGCUUCUACCUGUUUGUGUACCUCCUGCCCAUUAUCCUGCUGCCUCUGCCCCUCCUCAUCCCCACCAAGCAAGCCUACUGUGCCUACACCAUCAUCCUCAUGGCGCUCUUCUGGUGUGUCGAGGCCCUGCCCCUGGCUGUCACCGCCCUCUUCCCCCUCAUCCUAUUCCCCAUGAUGGGCAUAAUGGAUGCCGGCGAGGUCUGCAUCGAGUACUUUAACGACACCAACAUCCUGUUCAUCGGGGGGCUGCUGGUGGCCAUUGCUGUCGAGCAUUGGAAUCUGCACAAGCGCAUCGCCCUCCGCGUGCUCCUCAUCAUCGGGGUGCGGCCUGCUCUGCUGAUGCUGGGCUUCAUGAUGGUCACGGCCUUCCUGUCCAUGUGGAUCAGCAACACGGCCACCACGGCCAUGAUGGUGCCCAUCGCACAGGCCGUCCUGGAGCAGCUGCACAAGGCACCCGAGGACAAGGACGUCGAGAAGGGCAGUGACAACCCCACCUUCGAACUUCAGGAAACAAGCCCCCAGAAGGAAGUGACCACACUUGAUAAUGGGCAGGUUCACCCUGUCCCACCUGGUCCUUUGGAGCCAAAGGCACAGAGGACCCAGGAACACCUCCGCUUUUCCCAGGGCAUGAGCCUGUGCGUGUGCUACUCGGCCAGCAUCGGGGGCAUCGCCACACUGACUGGCACCACACCCAACCUGGUGCUGCAAGGCCAGAUCAACUCGAUCUUCCCCGACAACGGCAAUGUGGUGAAUUUUGCCUCCUGGUUCGGUUUUGCCUUCCCUGCCAUGAUCAUCUUGCUGGUGUUUGCCUGGGUGUGGCUUCAGUUGCUCUUCCUGGGGUUCAACUUCCGGAAGAACUUCGGCAUGGGCGAAGAGGCACGAGGUCAACAGCAGGCAGCCAUCCGAGUCAUCCAAACAGAGCACAGGCGGCUGGGCCCCAUGACCUUCGCCGAAAUGGCUGUCACCUUCCUCUUUGUCCUCCUGGUCCUGCUCUGGUUCACCCGGGAGCCAGGCUUCUUCCCUGGUUGGGGCAACCUGGCUUUUUCCAAUAGCAAGGGAGAAAGCCUGGUGUCCGAUGGGACGGUGGCCAUCUUCAUCAGCAUAAUCAUGUUCAUGGUGCCCUCCGAGAUCCCAGGGCUGACUCAGAAUCCAGAAAAACCCGGGAAGCUGAAGGCCCCGCCUGCUCUCCUCAACUGGAAGACAGUGAAUGAGAAAAUGCCCUGGAAUAUCGUUUUCCUGCUGGGUGGUGGCUUUGCCCUGGCCAAGGGCAGUGAGGAAUCACGCCUGUCUGCGUGGCUGGGGGACAAGCUGACCCCACUGCAGAACGUGUCGCCUCCCGCCAUUGCCUUCAUCCUCUCUAUCCUGGUUGCCACCUUCACUGAGUGCACCAGCAACGUGGCCACCACCACACUCUUCCUGCCCAUCCUGGCCUCCAUGGCGAAGGCCAUCUGCCUCCACCCUCUCUAUGUCAUGCUCCCUUGCACUCUGGCCGCCUCCCUGGCCUUCAUGCUGCCUGUGGCCACCCCGCCCAAUGCCAUCGUCUUCUCCUUUGGAGGAAUCAAAGUGUCCGAUAUGGUCCGGGCGGGAUUCCUGCUCAACAUCCUGGGCGUGCUGGUCAUCAUGCUGGCCAUCAACACCUGGAGCAUCCCCAUCUUCAGCCUGGACACCUUCCCUCCCUGGGCCUUAGCCAACGCAACCGACUGCCCGGCCAAUGCCACCGCGCUAGGCCCCUAGACCAGGGUCCAAUCUGGCCGAGACCAGGAAGACCCAAGCCGUUCCCACUCCUCUGAGUCGGGAGGAGACACCAGGCUCCACGCCGGACAAUGAGACAAUCGCACAUGUGUACAUUGCCUCGUGUGUAUCCGAGGAAUGUGUGUGUGCACUCAAUCCUGUGUCUGAAGAAAAUGUAUAGAUAGCAUGAACGUGUCUGUGUGAGGAGGGUGUGUCACGUGAGGAUGUCUGGGGGGGGGGUUUGUGUGUGUGCAUAUGAUCUUAGGUGUGUGUGCUUAAUAGUGCAUGUAUGUGAGUUCACCGAUAAUAUAACGUGCCCUUUCUAGCACCCCAGGUCUUGGUCUCCCCAGCUUGGUGGGUGACCAGACCCCUUCACACUGUAUUUAUUGAAACUCAAGGUUGGGGUGGCCUGGGCAGCCGGGCCUGCCAGCAGUUGCCAUGGCAACCGCCUCUGGGACCAGCCCAGCAUACGGAGCUCUCCCCAGCCUCUCCGCUCACCGUUAGGGGGAAGGGCUCGAAUACUAGGUACAUUAAAGUCUUUUUCAGUAG